Elaeis guineensis (African oil palm) is the source of this 2604-nucleotide messenger RNA. RefSeq names its product acyl-CoA-binding domain-containing protein 6. Gene Ontology annotation, biological process: lipid transport. Gene Ontology annotation, molecular function: protein binding; fatty-acyl-CoA binding. The record is from RefSeq and is a predicted model, not a curated record. NCBI's taxonomy places the organism in Eukaryota, Viridiplantae, Streptophyta, Magnoliopsida, Arecales, Arecaceae. Gene Ontology annotation, cellular component: cytosol.
AGCGCUGGGUCUUUUAGACUUUUACAACCCCACGCAUCGCCCGCGAAGAAAGAGAGCGAAGAAGAAGAGCUCCAGAUCUCAAGAAAGGGGAAGAGGGAGGAAGGGAAGGAGGGAGAGAGCGGGCGAGCGAGAGAGAGGCCUUCGCCCGGCGCCUGGCUCUAUAAAUACUUGUUCUCGGUUUCGUUGUCUUUUCCUUCUCGGCCUCUUGGCGUCGUACGAGAUCUUGCCGCCGGCCCUCGAUCUCCUCGUCGGCGGGAUGGCGAUGGCGAGGGUGAGCUCCGGCCCGGCGUACCCUGAGAGGUUCUACGCCGCCGCCGCCUACGCCGGAUUCGGCGGAUCCUCCAACUCCUCCACCGGUGCGAUCUCCAAGUUCCGGAAUGAUGUCGCCCUCUUGCUCUACGCGCUCUACCAGCAAGCAACAGUAGGGCCUUGCAAUAUUCCAAAACCCAGGGCAUGGAAUCCUGUGGAGAACAGCAAAUGGACGAGUUGGCAUGGGCUGGGAAACAUGCCUUCAGCAGAGGCAAUGCGUCUUUUUGUGAAAAUUUUGGAGGAGGAGGAUCCUGCUUGGUAUUCAAAGGUCCCUGAAUUUAAUGUGGAGCCUAUUGUAGAUGUUGAGAUGCAUAAGCCAAAGAUGGAGCCAGUAACUCAGUCACCCACCCCUAAUGGAAAUCCUUUUCCAGAGCCUAAAACUAUUUCCCCAGAAAAUGGAAGUGUGCUGGAGACCCAGGAUAAGGAUGUCAUAAUGGAGGGUCUUGGUUCAGUUGGUAUUUAUGAUCAAUGGAUUGCACCUUCAAUAUCUGGACAAUGCCCAAAGCCGCGCUAUGCGCAUGGAGCAGCUAUAGUGCAAGACAAGAUGUAUGUUUUUGGUGGAAAUCACAAUGGUCGUUACCUUAAUGACCUUCAGGUUCUAGAUUUGAAAAGUUUGACAUGGUCGAAGAUAGAUGCUAAGGCACAAACAGGAUCUCCAGAAUCACCAAUUGUGCUGCCAGUAACUCCUUGUGCUGGCCAUUCUCUGAUUACAUGGGGAAACAAAAUUUUAUCUGUUGGUGGGCACACCAAAGAUCCUUCUGAGACCAUUACAGUGAAGGAAUUUGAUCCACAGACUUGUGUGUGGUCAAACUUGAAGACUUAUGGGAAGCCACCGAUUUCCUGUGGAGGUCAAUCAGUGACCCUUGUUGGAACCACUUUAGUCAUGUUUGGUGGUGAAGAUGCAAAGAGAUCUCUUCUAAAUGACUUGCACAUUCUUGACUUGGAAACCAUGACUUGGGAUGAUAUUGAUGCUAUAGGCACUCCUCCUCCUCCAAGGUCAGACCAUGCUGCUGCUUGCCAUGCAGAGCGUUAUCUUUUAAUUUUUGGUGGGGGCUCUCAUGCUACAUGUUUCAGUGAUCUGCAUGUCCUUGACCUGCAGACAAUGGAAUGGUCAAUACCAAAACAGCAGGGUGUUACUCCAGAACCACGAGCGGGCCAUGCAGGUGUAACAGUAGGGGAGAACUGGUUUAUUGUUGGUGGUGGUAACAAUGUGAAUGGGGUCUCUGAAACUCUUGUGCUAAACAUGUCCACAUUAACGUGGUCAGUUGUUACCACUGUUCAAGGACGCAUGCCUCUUGCUAGUGAGGGUCUGAGUUUGGUUCUGAGCACCUACAAUGGAGAAGAUUUUCUUGUGUCAUUUGGAGGAUAUAACGGGCGAUAUAGCAAUGAGGUCUAUGUCCUUAAACCAAGCCCCAAAGCAGAUUUGCAGUCCAAGAUGAUAGAGGGGCCUGUGUCUGACAGUACUGUUGCCCUUCUGCCAACAACAAAUGCCAGUCGGGAUGUGGAACCUGAGAUUGAAGCAGCUCAAGAUGGAAAGAUAAGGGAAAUUGUGAUGGACAAUGGUGAUGCAGAGCCUGUGAAUAUCAGAAGUGAGGAAACAAGUGAACGGCUGGUAGCAACACUCAAGGCAGAGAAAGAGGAAUUAGAAGCAACACUCAACAAGGAACAAUUGCAAACUCUCCAACUUAAACAAGAGCUAACUGAAGCAGAGUCUAGGAAUGCAGAGCUUACAAAGGAGCUUCAAUCUGUUCGCGGCCAGCUUGCUGCUGAGCAGUCAAGGUGUUUCAAACUUGAGGUUGAUGUUGCGGAGCUACGGCAGAAGCUGCAGACAAUGGAGACAUUACAGAAGGAAGUUGAGCUGCUUCAACGACAGAAGGCUGCUUCUGAACAGGCAGCCUUGAGUGCGAAGCACAGGCAGGGUUCUGGUGGUGUGUGGGGAUGGCUUGCUGGAAGCCCUCCUGAGAAGUCUGAUUCUUGACAGUAUUCAUGUUGAAAACAAAAACACAUCACUCAAUCCUUACAGGUCAAUGUGAUUUUUAUUCGUACCAUUGUUGAUCCGUUUUUAUAUUCUUUUUGGGUCUGUGUUCUUUUUAAGUGAUGGCAAUAAGUGAUACAAGUUCAGCCUAGAUCAUAUUCUGUAAUAACUAUACAAAUGCUGAGUAUUGCUUUUAAUAUUUAGGAGCUGUAGCAGAAGUGUAAUUUUUUUCCUUCUUUUCAAUAUAGUGCUAUUUUUUUCUUGGACUAGGCGUCAGUGGCAUAUAACUAAUCUUCCGGUAAAGCCAUUGGAUUUUAUUU